Messenger RNA from Chinchilla lanigera (long-tailed chinchilla), 1005 nucleotides. Its product is annotated as cysteine-rich secretory protein 3-like. Gene Ontology annotation, cellular component: extracellular region. The record is from RefSeq and is a predicted model, not a curated record. The transcript has 8 exons. The coding region runs from base 1 to 1005 and encodes 334 amino acids. Lineage: Eukaryota; Metazoa; Chordata; Mammalia; Rodentia; Chinchillidae.
AUGACAUUAUUCCCAGCGAUCCUGUUCCUGGUUGCUGUGCAGCUUCCAUCUUUCCUUGCAAAUGAGAAGGAGGAUAAAGCAUUUGCUGCUUUGUCAACCACCCGACCGGAAGUCCAGAAGGAGAUUGUAAAUAAACACAAUGAGCUAAGGAGAACCGUGUCACCAAGUGCCAGUGACAUGCUGAAGAUGGAAUGGUGCAGGGUAGCAGCACAAAAAGCCCAAGACUGGGCAGACCGGUGCCAGUACCGACACAGCGGGAGUGAGCACCGGAAACUCAAUGUAAGCUGCGGUGAGAACCUCUUUAGGUCAAGCACUCCCUUUUCAUGGUCAUCAGCCAUCCAAUUGUGGUACGACGAAAGCAAAGAUUUUACCUUCAAUGUAGGGCCAAAGAGACCCUCCGCAGUAAUUGGACACUAUACUCAGGUGGUCUGGUACUCCUCUUUCCGCGUGGGAUGUGGAAUCGCCUACUGCCCCAGCUUCGCACAUUUAAAGUACUUCAUGGUUUGCCAUUACUGUCCCUCUGGUAACAUCAGGGGGAAACUGUACACCCCUUACAAGCAAGGAACCCCCUGCGCCAGUUGCCCGGGUCACUGUGAGGACGGACUGUGCACCAAUGGUUGUGAUUAUCAAGAUGAAUUUUCCAACUGUGCAGAUAUGAAAAGAGAUCUCACCUGUAAUUUUACAAUGGUCAAGAACCAUUGCAAGGCCUCCUGCAACUGCGAAGGCAAAAUUUAUGAACGGCCUGAGCACGUGACUCUUGGGCGGCAGGGUUUUUGUGGUAGCUCCGCCUGCUUAAGCAUCUCUAAGCAAGUGUUCACGUGUGCUGUCUUUAAUUACGCUUUGCCACUCAUUUUCUUCCCACUCUUCCGCACUUUGUCCUUGCAAUUAACUUGCAGCUGCUAUUCCCAAAGUAACCCCGGCUUUCUUUAUGUCAAAAUCAAUGAAGACUUUCGGUUACUCAUCCGCAUAAAUUUCACAGUAGAAUGUGGCCACAGUUUUCCUUAA